GCACACGUUCUCCGGUUCCCAUGGCAGCACACGUGUUCCCGAUGUGUGAGCGCAGCAGGAAGCCAGUGCAUUUCAGCGAGACCGUCAUGGAGAUUUUACUGCGCGAGGCUCGGAACGGGACGGACCCGCGGUACGAGAACCCGCGUGGGAUUACGCUGCUACUGCUGCUGUGUCUGGUUCUGCUGCUCACUGUGUGGAACCGCCACGAGAAGAAGUGCUCCAUCCCAGGUCCCUCGUUUUGUCUGGGGUUGGGUCCCCUGAUGUCCUACUGCAGGUUUAUUUGGAUGGGAAUCGGGACAGCGAGUAAUUACUAUAAUGAGAAGUACGGAGACAUGGUGCGAGUGUGGAUCAGCGGAGAGGAGACACUCGUCCUCAGCAGGCCGUCGGCGGUGUAUCACGUGUUGAAGCACUCGCAGUACACGUCGAGGUUUGGGAGUAAACUGGGGCUGCAGUGUAUCGGCAUGCACGAGCAGGGAAUCAUCUUCAACUCCAACGUCACGCUGUGGAGGAAAGUGCGUACGUACUUCGCUAAAGCUCUAACCGGUCCAGGGCUGCAGAGGACGUUGGAAAUCUGCACCAUGUCCACAAACACACACCUGGACGGUCUGUCUCGGCUGACGGACGCUCAGGGACACGUGGACGUCCUGAACCUGCUGCGCUGCAUCGUGGUGGACAUUUCCAACCGCCUGUUCCUGGACGUGCCUCUGAAUGAACAGAACCUGCUUUUCAAAAUCCACAGGUACUUUGAAACGUGGCAGACGGUAUUAAUCAAACCAGACUUCUACUUCAGACUGAAGUGGCUGCACGACAAACACAGAAACGCAGCUCAGGAGCUUCAUGACGCCAUUGAAGAUCUGAUAGAACAGAAACGAACUGAACUGCAGCAGGCUGAAAAACUUGACAACCUGAACUUCACUGAGGAACUGAUAUUCGCCCAGAGUCACGGUGAGCUGACAGCAGAGAACGUGAGGCAGUGUGUGUUGGAGAUGGUGAUCGCGGCUCCGGACACUUUGUCCAUCAGUGUGUUCUUCAUGCUGCUGCUGCUGAAACAGAACGCUGAGGUGGAGCGACGCAUCCUCACUGAGAUACACACUGUACUGGGUGACACAGAGCUGCAGCACUCUCACCUCUCUCAGCUUCAUGUUCUGGAGUGUUUCAUUAACGAGGCUCUGCGCUUUCACCCCGUGGUGGACUUCAGCAUGCGCCGGGCGCUGGAUGAUGAUGUCAUCGAGGGCUUCAGGGUGCCAAGAGGGACCAACAUCAUCCUAAACGUGGGGCGAAUGCACAGGUCUGAGUUUUACCCCAAACCUGCGGAUUUCAGCCUCGACAACUUCAACAAACCUGUGCCCAGUCGUUUCUUCCAGCCGUUCGGUUCCGGUCCUCGUUCCUGUGUUGGUAAGCACAUCGCCAUGGUGAUGAUGAAGGCCGUGUUGGUGAUGGUGUUGUCUCGUUUCUCCGUGUGUCCUGAGGAAAGCUGCACUGUGGAGAACAUCGCACACACCAACGACCUCUCACAGCAACCUGUGGAGGACAAACACACCCUGAGCGUACGCUUCAUCCCCCGGAACACACACACGAGGAACCGCAAAGCGUAGCCUCUCCCUCGUCCUGAAGACGUCGCGGAACUUACUGGAAAAGUUACAGCUUUACCUCUGACUGUUACAGAGUGCUGACACUGGAGACUCCUUCCAUCGGCGUUACACUAACAUCCCCUUACCGAGGUCAGAGACGAGUCUUGUGAGAAAGUGAAGAAGAUGGCGAAUGGAAGGGUUCUGUAUUUUUUAUAAUACUACUUUAUUUACUUUAAUUAUUUAUCUGACAUUAUAUUCAUAAGAUUUGUUAAUAAUAUUAACAAACUAUGUAUUUAUCUGUAUAUUCACUGCCUCCGUAUAAGAAUACAUUUAUCAGCUGUCCUUCCACUCUCCGUGUUUCUCCAUGAACGUUAAGACAUUCGUUAUUUUUUACAUCUAUUUUAUGUAAGUUCACGGAGAACUCUGGCCCGCACUGUGAUUAUAUCAGAAGCUGUUUUCAGACACGACUGUGAAAUGAUUCAGUAUUUAAUUUUAUUUAGCUGAAUGAUUGAAAUAAAAGUUCUGCUCAGU
Messenger RNA from Ictalurus punctatus (channel catfish), 2102 nucleotides. RefSeq names its product aromatase (gene cyp19a1a). NCBI's taxonomy places the organism in Eukaryota, Metazoa, Chordata, Actinopteri, Siluriformes, Ictaluridae. Gene Ontology annotation, molecular function: monooxygenase activity; oxidoreductase activity, acting on paired donors, with incorporation or reduction of molecular oxygen; iron ion binding. The record is from RefSeq and is marked provisional.